Messenger RNA from Staurois parvus, 303 nucleotides. The record is from the annotation of a GenBank genome assembly. NCBI's taxonomy places the organism in Eukaryota, Metazoa, Chordata, Amphibia, Anura, Ranidae.
GUAAAAGGCCAAUCAUAGCGGCCUUUUACCACGUGAUCAGCCGUGUCCAAUGACAUGCUGAUCACAGGGAAAUGCAAUUAUCGGGUCUCGGCUGCACUUUCCUCACGCUGUCAGAGAUUGUCAGAGCGGGGAUCGGCACCGAUCAUCAGGGCACUGAUCAUCAGUGCCCGGAUGAUCGGUGCCCAGCAGUGCCACCCACCAGUUCCGCCCACCUGUGUCCAGCAGUGCUGCCUACCUAUGCCACCCACCAGUGUCCAUCAGUGCCACCCACCUGUGUCCAGCAGUGCUGCCUACCUGUGCCCA